UACCUGAUGAGAUCAAAGGAAGAGAGAUUCAUCAUUCCUUUCCAAUGACCCUUUUUCAGGUAUGGAAUUUUAAACCAAUAUAUCUCAAUUAAAAAGAAAUCGUAGUUAGUAGUUGCACUAUUAAUUAAAUCUCUUGAUGCAUUGUGGUUGCUCAAACUACAGCCUCGAACAGUUAGGCUGAACCACAAUACACUAAAAGCUUCUCAAGUAUUGGACAUGGCAAUUUGUUGUCAUCCGCCCAGUGUGUUCUGUCUUGAUGAUAACUUUGCAACUUCUUCAGUUUUAUCCUUCUUGGUUGAGCUGGACAUUCACAAUCAUCCUCUUUGUGUCUGUUUCAUUAGCAUUAUACUCUUUGGUAGCCUUUUACCAUGUCUUUGCAAAAGAGUUGGAACCUCACAAGCCACUUGCAAAGUUCAUGUGCAUUAAGGGAAUUUUUUUCUUCUGCUUUUUGCAGGGAGUGGUGCUUGACAUACUAGUUGCGGUGGGCAUCAUAAAGCCGCAUCAUUUCUGGUUGGAUGUGGAGCACCUUGAGGAAGCUUUUCAAAACAUAUUGGUGUGUCUGGAGAUGGUUUUUUUCGCUGUUCUCCAGCAGUAUGCAUACCAUGUUAACCCAUACAGUGGAGAUGAUGAAGCUAAGUUGAAGCUAGGAAAGAAAAUGGAAUGAUUUUAGGAUUCCCAAGCUCUAAUUGGAAGAAAAAAAUAUCUGUUUCUGUGGGAUUAGAAAAUAAUUUGUUAUGAA
Hibiscus syriacus is the source of this 739-nucleotide messenger RNA. RefSeq names its product transmembrane protein 184 homolog DDB_G0279555-like. The record is from RefSeq and is a predicted model, not a curated record. NCBI's taxonomy places the organism in Eukaryota, Viridiplantae, Streptophyta, Magnoliopsida, Malvales, Malvaceae. Gene Ontology annotation, biological process: transport. The transcript has 2 exons. Bases 257 to 664 code for a protein of 135 amino acids. Gene Ontology annotation, molecular function: transporter activity.